UCAUCUGCAGCUGCACGCCCGCUUCCUUAGACAAUAUAUCUCUGUCUCUCAUCGACCAUCGCCAUAUUCACUCGGUGUCUCAGUCUCUCGGCCUCGUGCCUUUGACGGAAUCUUUCCCAUCGCACCUUCUCCAAGCCAGUAACUCUAAUCUUCUUCCGGUCGCCUUGCCCCUGAAUCUCGAUUCACUCGCAGCUGCUGCUCAGCUGCUCCGUCCUCUCUAGCAGAAUUGCAGGUGUCCUAAUUAUUUACUCUUACGCUAGCGUUCAUUUACUCUUGUACAGCUUACAAUGCCAUGAUUAAAAUUUGAACUUGCAAAAGGAACUCUGUUUUUCAUAUCAAUGGCCCAAAUACGCAGCCUCUACGCUAGAGCAAGCCUUGUUAGACGAAGAUACCACCCAUCAUUUAGCUAUAUUCUUCAUGAUGAUGAUCACAAACAUAACUGCAUUGAUGAAGGUCCAUCUCAGCAAGGGAUGAGUAAUUUUUUACAACAGAGGGCAUUUGGAAGUGGCUUUAGUAAUUCAUCUGCAUUUGGUUUCUUUCAAGAUAGAAGAUGCAUGGAUUUUUCUCUUUCACCAAGCAUUGGGGCCUCUUUUUGCCGGUAUAUGUCAACGACAGUUGGUGAAGGGUCAGACAAGAUUGAGCUGAUGAGUGAUGUUACUGAUGUUCUCACGGACACUGCUGUCCAAGCUGUUGCCAUGCAGGCCCCCGCUGUGAAUGAAGUUGCUGUUGCUGCUGCUGAUUCUUUCUUCCCUAUUCAAGUCCUUCAGCAUUUUAUUGAUGCAGUGCAUUCUUUUACUGGUUUAAACUGGUGGGCUUCCUUAAUUUUAACUACUCUUUUGAUUAGAGGGGCAACACUUCCACUUGUGAUAAAUCAGCUGAAAGCCACUUCAAAACUCACUCUCUUGAGGCCACAUUUGGAGGAGAUUAAGCAACAGGUGCAAGAUAAGGGUAUGGACCCCACAGCCGUUGCUGAGGGCCAAAAACAAAUGCAGAUGCUUUUCAAGGAAUAUGGUGUGAGUCCUUUUACUCCACUGAAGGGGCUUUUCAUUCAAGGUCCCAUCUUUAUCUCCUUUUUUCUGGCGAUCUCAAACAUGGCAGAAAAAGUGCCAUCCUUUAAAAGUGGUGGAGCUUAUUGGUUUGUUGAUUUGUCAACACCAGAUAGUCUAUACAUCUUUCCACUUUUGACAGCAUUGUCUUUCUUGAUAACAGUGGAGUGCAAUAUGCAAGAAGGUAUGGAAGGAAAUCCUGCUGCUGGCACCAUGAAAAAUGUAUCUAGGGUCCUUGCUGUUGUUUCAGUUCCAUUGACCAUGGGUUUCCCCAAGGCUAUAUUUUGUUAUUGGAUAACAUCCAACUUGUUCUCGCUUGGUUGGGGCCUAGUGCUUAAGCUUCCUGGGGUAAAGAAGUCCUUAGGUGUUCCUAAAAUACCUGCGACUCCUGCAAGUACUGCAUCGCAGUCUUCCUUCAAUCUUUCUUCAGUACUCAAACAAGCUAUGGCAGCAAGACAGGAACCUGCCUCAUCAUCACCUGUUGAAUCAUCUUCCAAGAUUUCAGAUCAGAAAAUAUCAUCAUCUUCAGUUAUUAGCCAGAGGCUUAGAAGUCUAGAAAAACAAGUAAAGGGAAGAAAGAAAAACAAGAAAAGGUAAGAGGAGUUUCCAUUUUGGCAGUUAAACUUUUGUGAAACCAGAAAUGAGGUUUAAGUGCUAUCAUAAUGAAUGUAGUAUUAGUCAUAUUAUUUUUUCCAAGGUAAGAAAGAAAAACAAGAGGUAGAAGAAAGUUUUCUUAUAAUGAAUGUAGCAUUAGUCAUCUUAUUUAUUUUCCAAGAAUAGCAGAGGGAUGGUGGUUCAUAUUUGAUUGCCCCAUUACUUAAAUAAAAUUUAUUAUAAUUUGACUGCCAA
Hevea brasiliensis (rubber tree) is the source of this 1895-nucleotide messenger RNA. Its product is annotated as mitochondrial inner membrane protein OXA1. Gene Ontology annotation, biological process: mitochondrial respiratory chain complex IV assembly; protein insertion into mitochondrial inner membrane from matrix. Gene Ontology annotation, molecular function: membrane insertase activity. The record is from RefSeq and is a predicted model, not a curated record. Gene Ontology annotation, cellular component: mitochondrial inner membrane. The transcript has 11 exons. Lineage: Eukaryota; Viridiplantae; Streptophyta; Magnoliopsida; Malpighiales; Euphorbiaceae. The coding region runs from base 339 to 1643 and encodes 434 amino acids.